Molecule: messenger RNA, 4114 nt
Organism: Nannospalax galili (Upper Galilee mountains blind mole rat)
Lineage: Eukaryota; Metazoa; Chordata; Mammalia; Rodentia; Spalacidae
Gene: Gramd4
Product: GRAM domain containing 4
Exons: 18
Coding region: 50-1798 (582 amino acids)
Biological process (GO): negative regulation of toll-like receptor 9 signaling pathway; apoptotic process
Source: RefSeq, a predicted model, not a curated record
GGAGCCCUCCCGUCAUGUCCAGGUGAGGCCGAGGAGCACAGUGCUGAACAUGCUCAGGAGGUUGGACAGGAUCAGGUUCAGAGGCCACAAGAGAGAGGACUUCCUUGACCUAGCGGAGUCCCCAAAUGCCUCGGACACCGAGUGUGGAGACGAGAUCCCCCUAAAGACGCCGAGGACCUCGCCCCGGGACAGCGAGGAGCUCAGGGACCCUGCUGGUCCAGGGACUCUCAUCAUGGCGACAGGGGUCCAGGAGUUUAGCAGGACAGAAUUUGAUCGACUGAACGAGAUCAAGGGUCACCUAGAAAUCGCCUUACUGGAAAAGCACUUCCUACAGGAGGAGCUCCGGAAGCUUCGAGAAGAAACCAACUCAGAGAUGCUGCGGCAGGAACUGGACCGUGAGCGGCAGCGGCGGAUUGAACUGGAACAGAAGAUGCAGGAGGUGCUGAAGGCCAGGUCCGAGGAGCAGCCAGCACAGCCUCAGCAGCCGCCAAAGGGACAGAGCCAGGCCAGCAAUGGCGCAGGCACAGAGCGCCGCAGCCAGGGGCUCUCCUCCCGUGUGCAGAAGUGGUUCUACGAGAGGUUUGGCGAGUAUGUGGAAGACUUCCGCUUCCAGCCCGAGGAGAACACUGUGGAGACGGAGGAGCCCCUCAGUGCCCGCAGGUUAACUGAAAACAUGAGACGUCUGAAGCGUGGUGCCAAGCCUGUCACCAACUUUGUGAAGAACCUCUCUGCCUUGUCUGACUGGUACUCCGUCUACACCUCUGCCAUCGCCUUCACCGUGUACAUGAAUGCCGUGUGGCAUGGCUGGGCCAUCCCCAUGUUCCUGUUCCUAGCAAUUUUGAGGUUAUCCCUCAAUUACCUCAUCGCCAGGGGCUGGAGGAUACAGUGGAGCAUUGUGCCGGAAGUAUCUGAAGCUGUAGAACCUCCAAAGGAAGAUCUGACUGUAUCCGAGAAGUUCCAGCUGGUUCUGGAUGUCGCCCAGAAAGCACAGAAUCUCUUUGGCAAGAUGGCCGACAUCCUGGAAAAGAUCAAGAACUUGUUCAUGUGGGUACAGCCCGAGAUCACACAGAAGCUGUACGUCGCACUGUGGGCCGCCUUCCUGGCUUCCUGUUUCUUUCCUUACCGCCUGGUGGGGCUCGCUGUGGGGCUGUAUGCUGGCAUUAAGUUUUUCCUCAUCGACUUCAUCUUCAAACGCUGCCCAAGACUUCGAGCCAAGUACGACACACCCUACAUCAUCUGGCGGAGCCUUCCCACGGACCCACAGCUCAAGGAACGCGCUGGUGCCACCGUGUCACGCAGGCUGCAGACAGCCUCCUCACGGAGCUACGUCUCCAGUGCUCCCGCUGGCCUGAGUAAGGACGAAGAUGCGGGUCGCUUCCACAGCACCAAGAAGGGCAAUUUCCAUGAAAUUUUUAACCUGACAGAAAACGAGCGGCCGCUGGCGGUGUGCGAGAAUGGCUGGCGUUGCUGCCUGAUAAAUCGAGACCGGAAGAUGCCCACGGACUACAUCAGGAACGGGGUUCUGUAUGUGACCGAAAAUUACCUGUGCUUCGAAAGCUCCAAGUCUGGGUCGUCAAAGAGGAACAAAGUGAUCAAGCUGGUGGACAUCACAGACAUACAGAAGUACAAAGUCCUGUCUGUCCUCCCUGGCUCGGGCAUGGGGAUUGCCGUAUCGACUCCAUCCACACAGAAACCCCUGGUGUUUGGUGCCAUGGUGCACAGAGAUGAGGCUUUUGAGACCAUUUUCAGCCAGUACGUGAAAAUCACAUCAUCGGCAGCCUCUGGCGGCGACAGCUAGUAUCAACUCCCAGGUGUUGCUGGAAUCCUUUCUAACAAUUGGGUAGUGGAGCAGAUCCCAUGUCCUCAUGAUCUUUUGCAAUAAUUCCCCUGGACUGUGGUUUGUUAUGUUGGCCCAGGUUCUGCAGACGCCUUCACCAAAGGGCUGGGACUCAUGAGGAUGAGACUGUACUGGGCACAUAAAGCACUUAGUGGACACCUGUGGGCAGGGGCAGGUAGAGAAUCCUCAGGGCCUGUUUGAAGAAAGGCACACAAGACAUUCGUGCCCAGGCUCUAAGCACAGCCCCUCAAUGUUCUUCAUCCCGGCCUGGGUACAGGCCCAGCACCUGCCAUUGUAGGAAGCCCCAUUGACCCUGUGACACCCCCCCCCCACCCUCCCACUCUGCGGAGGCCAGAGGCUUUUCUCUGCCAAAGCCAUAGCUGGGAGCAUCUGGCCUCCUCCAGGCGGGUUGGUAAGACAUUGGUGAGUCAUGUGGAGUUCCCUCUCCAACCUCCAAGAAAUGGUCAGUCAUCUUACUUGGCCCUCAGGGAACCCCUCCUUCCUAUUGGCCUGCUGUGGGCACUGUGAGGCUGUGAGUAGGGAUUCUCAGGGCUGGGUCUAGACCACCACUCAUCUGUCCAUCCUGGCCUGACACACUCCAGCCAUGAGGCCUGUGGUUGGUGGUCAGUGAGGGCACAGAAUGGCAUGCAGGUAAAAGCACAUCUUUUUAACACUUUGCUCACUGGGAAGGCCCAGGAGACCACUGGGAAGGCCUUGAAGGUACUCUAGGCAUUGGCUGCUGCCAGGUGAAAGAUCAAUCCUGGUCCGCCUGGCGUUUGGCCUCCAGGCUGCAACCUCUCCUGGUAACGGGAUGGGGUUACAGGGCUGGCCUGGAGAGGCCACCAAGAUGAUGUGUGAGGACCCUCUGCUGUAGGGGACAGAUGUUAGCAGAGCCCAGAAAUGGGGGCCUGGGCUGCCCUGCACCCCUGACAUCUGACAGUAUUCUCUCUUACUGCAUGCCCAGCAAGGGCCAGGCAGACCAUCCCCCCAUCUACUGCCUCUUGCCCUAGCAAAGCCCAUGCUGCUGAGGGCACAGCAGCUCUCCCGGAGGUCAGGGGGAGGAGGGUGUCUUGCAGGCCAUCUAUUCAGAAUGUCUGCACUUGGUUUUGAAUCACAAAGAGCUCUGUCACAGAGUCCUGGAGCAGGCCUGGGCCUCUGAAGGGUGCAACCACCACCCUACCUGUGCGAUUUCUGCCUUCUAGGGUGGAUGACACUAGUUCCUUCAGCUUGUCCUUCAGGCGUCACUGAGAUUGUUGUUUUUUGAAGAAACAGAAGAUUAUAUUUUUUACAGAGAGCAAGCUGUUUUUCUUAUUUUUAUAUCAUUUUUCAAGUGUAAUUUUUACCUUUGCUCCAACCCUCAUUUGCGGAUGAGGUUGUGAGGCCUGGUGGCUUAGGCUCAUGAUGCCCCAUCCCCUGGGGCUUCAGGGCCACACAUUGGGGCAGGGGACGGGCAUGCCAAGCAGACAGAUGCAGCACACAUCCCACCCCAGAGUGCAAUGAAGGCCACACAGGUCCGGCUACAUGGAUGCUGGCCAUCAGAGGACUGUAAACAUGGAGGCAGGACCCUCCACCCAAGGCCGUGGCUUGGGCCCUUCUAUGGACUCCUACCCUCAGCAGCAUGGGGUGGGAUGAGGCAGUACCAGAGGGGAAGCAGGGUAGGCCUUGACCUGUUUCCAGGGAUGGCUGUAGGGGUGAUGCCCACAGGUAGUGGUUAAGGCUUUCUGGGCCCUGGCGGCUGGGAUCAGUGAGUGCUACCUCAGAGUCGCUCUGGGAUGCUGUCCCCAGUCACCGUGGGGAGGGGCCCCUGAGCAGAAAAGGCAAAGCAGGUGGUUUAGUUUGAGUCCCUUUCACUGAGAAAGGGGGAUGAAGACUGACCACAGACCAGGGCAGCAAGCUAUGAGCUGACGAGCUGGCGAGCAGCAGGACCUUAGAUGGAGCCCAGGUGGGCAGAGCUGGGCCAGGGAUCUGUGUAGGUACUGGCCAUCCUGACCGAGAGACUGGGUGGGGGUUUUACUGGCUCAUGUGAAUCUGGGCAGAUAUUUAAUUUCUGUGACUAAACGCUGAACUAGAAUGAAUGUUAAAUUUUGUAUGUCUGAAGCUUGAGUCUAUUUUGGAUCUGUACAUAACUGUUACUGGUGUAACUUUUGACAAAGGGAUUGUAUUCUAUGAAGAACUGAUAGAAAAAAAAUCCUGUCACUUUUUUAAAAGGAAACAUUGUUUAAAUAAAAAGUCUUGUAUAAAUUAUAAUUUUUAUUUAAAUAAACCUAAAAUGCUUUA